This is a messenger RNA of Acanthopagrus latus (yellowfin seabream), 4445 nucleotides long. RefSeq names its product complement factor I (gene cfi). The record is from RefSeq and is a predicted model, not a curated record. Gene Ontology annotation, molecular function: serine-type endopeptidase activity; protein binding. Gene Ontology annotation, cellular component: membrane. Lineage: Eukaryota; Metazoa; Chordata; Actinopteri; Spariformes; Sparidae. Bases 128 to 4318 code for a protein of 1396 amino acids. Gene Ontology annotation, biological process: proteolysis. The transcript has 40 exons.
AGAUUAACUGUUGGUGCUUCAGGACAAAAGUUUGUUUUCUGUCUCAGACGAGAAUAAAGUUAUUUUUCUUUUUGCAGUAAAACAUUUUUUUGUAAAAAGUGGAGUUUUGGUGUUUGAGUUUGUCAGGAUGACGUCUGCUGGAGUUUCUCUUCUCCUGUUGUUCAGUCUCGUCUCUCCAUCUGUCACGGCUGACGAGUUUCUGGGACCCGCCGAGUGUCUUGACAGGAAUUUUACCCGUCAUUCAUGUGCCCUGGUGUUUUGUCCUCCGUGGCAGCACUGUGUGGACGGACACUGCACCUGUAAACCUCCUUACAGAUGCCCCUCAGGUGGGACCCCCGUCUGUGGACACAACGGCAGGAAGCUCAACUCCUACUGCCAGGCGAUGGCUCUCUCCUGUCGGACCAACAAACCCUCCAUGUCUCACUUCGGUGAUACCUGCACAGCCGAUCAGCCGAAGUUCAGAGGCUCCAUAGAUGAAGGUACUGGAGUGGUCCGGCUCGUCCUGCCCGGCACCGGGAGCUCUGGAGGAGGUGUGGAGGAGGUUCUGGUGUGUCAGGAGCUGUGGGACAUGGCGGCUGCUAACGUGGCCUGCAGGGCGGAGGGACACCACCUCGGUGCAGCGUCCACAGGAUCCACGUCCUCCGUCCUCCUGAAGAGCGUCCACAGCGACCAGCAGCUGCCCAGCAGAUGUGUGAGCAUCCGUUGCCAAGGUUACGAGAACUCCCUUGCAGAGUGUGUGAUCUAUGACAAGAGGGGCGUCGACCACAGGGACGUCGCUACGGCAACCUGCAUACAGCCGCCAGAUGAGCGGUGUGAGUUCAGGUGUGUCAACAGGAAGUGUGUGUCUCUCAGUCAGACGUGUGACGGCGUCGACGACUGCGGCGACCGCAGUGACGAGAUGUGCUGCAAGAAGUGCAGGAACGGAGCUUUCCGCUGCAGCACAGGAGUGUGUUUGCAUAAAGAAGCUGUCGCUGACGGACAGAUCGACUGUCUGGAUGGAGAGGAUGAGUCCAAGACACACAGACAACCGGAGACGUCACUUCCUGUUCUCACCAUCACAGAGCACAUUUCUCCUAAAACUGAAACGAGGGCUGCCAGAGAGCAGCUGGAGUCAAAGCUGAACUGUGGAGUUCCUAAAACAUUCGAAGAGAUUCAUGAGGACGAGGAAGUGCGAGGAAGAGGAGGAGGCCGCGUCAAGAGGGUGGUGGGAGGACUGCAGACAGCACCGACUCAGGUCCAGUGGCAGGUUGCUAUAGAGAAGAACAGACGGUUUCUCUGUGGAGGAGCGUAUAUCGGAGGCUGCUGGGUAAUCACGGCUGCUCACUGCAUGAGGGCAGACGGAGUUUCUGGUCAAGCCAGCCAAAGGCCGAACCUUGCUGGGUUGAGAGUGAAGUUUUCUCUCUGGAAAAGGAGCCGAGUUCAGGCCUCAACAGAUAUUGCUCUUGUUCAGGACGUCCACAUCCACCCUCGGUUCGACAACAGUAACGGUGAGAAUGACAUCGCCUUGGUGCAGCUGAUGAAACUUCCUUACUCAGAGCAAUGUCUACAGGACAAUCCUGCCAUCAGCCCGAUCUGCGUUCCCUGGACCUCCAGACUCUUCCAUCCCAACCACACCUGCAGCAUCUCUGGAUGGGGACGCAGCGGAGCUGGCAGGCUACCUCAGUACCUCCAGUGGGUCAACGUGUCGCUCAUUGCAGACUGUCAGAGAUUUUAUAAAGACACCUUUAAACCCGGCAUGAUCUGUGCAGGUGAUCUGGAAGGUAACGUGGACUCCUGUCAGGGGGACAGCGGAGGUCCUCUGGUUUGUAAGGACGAACUCGGUGUUUCUUACCUGUGGGGCAUCGUGAGCUGGGGAAGAAGGUGUGCUGUGCCAGGAGCUCCUGGAGUUUAUACGCAGGUCGCUCACUUCUUUGAGUGGAUCCGACAUCACACUGGCUGGUCGGCUGUGACGAAGUUUGACGAGCUAAUGAUUGAUCGAUGUCGUCAUCAGUGGACAGAUAUCAGACCGUCAGUCAGCAUCAGUCAGAGUAACUGUCUCUCUGGCUGCAGCUGUUUAAAAGUUAUUUUAUUAUUGUCUUCUGGCAACGACUUUUUAGUGCACAAUAGAAAAAGAAGUGUUGAGGAAACCAAACUGUUUUCAUUUGUCAGGAUGAGAUCAGCAGGAGUUUCUCUUUUCCUGCUGUUUCUUCUCUUUGUUCACUCUGAAACGGUGGAACAAAUGUUAACAACUCACAACUUCAACCCACAGCAUUUUAAUGGCCAGGUGGAACAAAAGUUGACAGCUGACAACCUCGACCCACAGCAUUUUAAUAGCCAGGUGGAACAAAAGUUGACAGCUGACGACCUCGACCCACAGUGGCCAAGUAAUCAGGAUGGAUCAUCAACAGACAAGCAGGGAACAAAGCCAACAGCCAAACCUUCCACCCCUCAGCAGCCAGAUAAUACCGACAAAUCAUUUCCAGAUCCACAGGAUAAAGAGUCCACAUCCAAACCCUCCACCCAGGAAACAACAACCCAGCCCACCACCACCGUGGUCAACAGCUCUGCUCCCACAACCACUGGAACAAAUGAGGCAGACAUGUUUUUGGGUCCACAGGAGUGUUGGGACAAGAAGUUUACUCGUGAAUCAUGUGAUCUGGUGUUUUGUCCUCCAUGGGAGCGUUGCAUUGGAGGACAAUGCUCCUGUAAGACACCCUACCUGUGUCCUGUUAUUGAGAAUGGGGUCCCAGUUUGUGGGCGGGACAAUAGAAACUACCGCUCCUUCUGCCAGGUGAUGGCUGUCUCAUGUCGGACCAGGAAACCUGUCAUGUCCCACUUUGGGGUAAAUUGUGGAGGUAGUCAACCAAAGUUUAGUACUUCAAUAGACCAAGAAACAAAAGUGGUGAAGGUCUUUGUUCCUGAUGCUAGAAGCCCCAAUGGUGGGGAGGAGUUACUGGUGUGUGGGAAGACUUGGAACAUGGCGGCUGCUAACGUGGCCUGCAAGGAAAAUGGGACUCUACUUGGUGCAAUGGAUGCUCAUCACAUUGGUUACAACAACCUGACAGCCACAAAGUUCCCACGCAGAUGUGUUAACGUCCGUUGCCAAGGCUAUGAGACUUCUCUUGCUGAGUGUGUAAUCUACAACAAGAUCGAGAUUGGCACUAAGAGCCUCGCUACAGCAACCUGUUAUAAGGCACCAAGUGACACAACGUGUGGCUUCAGAUGUGUAAACAGCAAGUGUGUGUCUCUGGAGCAGACUUGUGAUGGAGUCGAUGAUUGUGGCGACCGCAGUGACGAGAUGUGCUGCAAAGCAUGCAGGAAAGGAGCUUUCCUCUGCAAGACUGGUGUGUGUGUGCCUAAAGAUGCACUCGGUGACAAACAGAUGGACUGUCUGGACGGAGAGGAUGAAUCACCAAAACAAGCUUUGGCCAAAGUGCGAGAGCAGGUGCCCCGACAACUCAGAAACUCAGACUUCAUCUCCCCAAAAAAUGAAACGGCCAAAACCAGAGAGCAUCUGGAGUCCAGGUUAGAGUGUGGGAUCCCAAAUAUGGACAUCAUGGACGAUGAGGUAGCGGAUGAGCGAGGACGGAGCAGCCGAAUCAAGAGAGUGGUCGGGGGAAUCCCAUCAAAACCAACUCAGAUCCAGUGGCAAAUCGCUCUGGAGGACAACAGGAAGAUCGACUGUGGAGGAGCUUAUAUCGGAGGGUGCUGGGUUCUCACUGCAGCUCACUGCGUCAGGCCCAACCCGUCUGCAUUCAUGGUGAAGUUUUCUUUGUGGAAGAAGUCCAGCGCUCAGGGGACGACUGACAUCGUUCCUGUUAAAAACAUCCAGAUCCACCCAAAGUACAACGCCAGCAGUUAUGAGAACGACAUCGCUCUGGUGCAGCUGGAGAAGCUUCCCUUCAGUGACAAGUGUUUGGAGGACAACCCGGCCGUCAGAGCCGUCUGUGUUCCCUGGUCCACCGAGCUCUUCAGACCCAACCACACCUGCAGCAUCUCUGGAUGGGGAAGAACCGCAGAGGGAAAAGGAUCUCGGGUGCUGCUGUGGGCCAAAGUUUCCCUCAUCGACGACUGUGGGAACUUCUACGGACAUCGAUUCAACGACGGCAUGCUGUGUGCAGGUGACCUGGAAGGUAAGGUGGACUCCUGUCAGGGGGACAGUGGAGGUCCUCUGGUCUGCGAGGAUGAACUCGGGGUUUCUUACUUGUGGGGCAUCGUGAGCUGGGGAGAGAAGUGUGGUCAGCCGGGGUUCCCUGGAGUUUAUACACAGGUGGCUCAUUACUUUGAGUGGAUCAGACUUCACACCGGUUGGCCCGCUGUCACCAAGUUCAACUCCUGAUGAGCCGAACAUGGACUUUGAGUUUUUAAGAGCUGAAAUGUUUUAUUAAAAUAUCACAUUGUGUCUGAUACAAAUUCAAUAAAGCAUGUUUUCUGUGACACCAGUCCCGUUAUCUGGUGUCUCUUCA